AUGAGCAGCAACAAUGCUUCAUCGUCUGUCAUCUAUCCAGUGACAGUAGAUUCCGAGGAUGCACGUGGAGAACUCCGUCAUCAUUGUGACUUGUGUAGCUGUGAGACCGAAUAUCCAUCUCACCUAAAACAACACAUCAAGAUCCACACAGACAAGCCACCAUUUCAAUGCCACUUAUGCCCACAGACUUUCAGAUUAGGCGGUGCAUUGGAUGCUCACAUGCGCACCCACACAGACGAGCGGCCGUUUAAAUGCCUUUCAUGCUCUCAAAGCUUCACAGAGACAUCCGCAUUAUGCGAGCAUGUGUACCUCCAUGAGGGGGAGAAUCUUUUUCAAUGUCCUUCGUGCUGCCGAAUCUUUGCACAAAUGUCCUCAUUCAAGAAUCACCUGCGUACUCAUACAGGUGAGCGUCCAUUUAAAUGUCCUUCGUGUCCACGAAGCUUUGCAUUGAAGGCCGCAUUCGAGGGUCACUUGCGCACCCAUACGGGCGAGCGUCCAUUUAAGUGUCCUUCGUGUCCACGAAGCUUUUCAUUGAGAUUCUCAUUUAAGACUCACCUGCGUACCCAUUCGAACGAGCGUUCAUUUAAGUGUCCUUUCUGUCCACGAAACUUCAAUUUAAGGUGCAUUUUCAGAGACCAUGUGCGCACUCACGCAGGCGAGCGUCCAUAUAAAUGCUCUUCGUGCUCUCAGAGCUUCGCCACGACGUCUUCAUUGAAAAGCCACAUGGUCAUCCAUUCAAGCAAGCGGCCCUAUAAGUGCCCCCUGUGCCCGCAGACCUACACUUCACAAGGCAGAUUGAAUGCUCACCUGCGCAUGCACUAGGAAUAGCAGCCGCAUGUCCUCGAAGCUUCACAGAAAGGUGCAACCUGAAUCUACACGUGCGCACUCACUCAGACGAAAGGCCAUUUAGAUGUACUGUGUGCUCCCAGGCUUUUAAGCAGAGACCACUUCUCAAAAGACA
Molecule: messenger RNA, 961 nt
Organism: Rhipicephalus microplus (southern cattle tick)
Lineage: Eukaryota; Metazoa; Arthropoda; Arachnida; Ixodida; Ixodidae
Product: gastrula zinc finger protein XlCGF8.2DB-like
Source: RefSeq, a predicted model, not a curated record